UAUAAUUCAUUGGUUAACUCGUUACCGCUCAGUGCUUUACUUACUCUGGUUAAGUCAGUUUGGUGUGGUUGUGUGCGUUUUGUGGAAAUCCGCGCAUCCGACACGAAUAUUUUCCGAGUGGAUAUUUUUUUUUUCGAAACGAAGCGCAGAAAACGAAAGUGACAUACGAAACGCGUCAUCGGCGGUCUUCCGAAAGAAAGUGGUCGUGCGAGUUUUACGUUAUAGUGUUGUGCGUCCUUUGAAGACGUACCCUCUGGCUUUGGACGCGUUUCCUUCGCCCAGCCGUCGCGAUGAAGACGAAAAAUAAAUUGGACGAUGGUAAGACGACCACCCAGCAGUUGAUCAUAUCGGAACAGCAGAACAACAACAACGGUUUGACUGCGAAACCGCCCGCGCCAGUUGAUAAGAAAAAGUUGGAAAAACUGGAGAAGGAGAAAGAGAAGGAACGUAAAAAAGCCGAGAAGAACCUGAAAAAAGGUAAAACGUUAUGCCAGGCCUGCAAAAAAAAGUGUUCAGGAGAGGUGCUAAGGGUGCAGGACAAAUACUUCCACACGCAGUGUUUCAAGUGCAAAGUUUGCGGCAAUUCUUUAGCUCAGGGAGGAUUUUUCUCAAAGGACGGUUUCUAUUAUUGCACCGCCGACUACCAAAGGCAUUUCGGUACAAAAUGCGCUUCUUGCCAAGAUUACGUUGAAGGAGAGGUUGUGACAGCUCUUGGAAAAACGUACCAUCAGAAAUGUUUCACUUGUGAUAGAUGCCGACAACCCUUUCCUUCAGGCGAUAAAGUAACCUAUACCGGCAAAGAGGUGCUUUGCCAAAAAUGUGUUCACAUACCUAUCAGAGAUGGAACUCCUAGUGUGAGUCCCACCACAAAUAAUCCAAAUGAGCCUACUGCCUAUAACUUGACAAAUUCUGUUAUAGAAUGUGCCGGCUGCCAGAAGGAGCUCAAGGAGGGGCAAGCUCUGGUAGCCCUAGAAAGACAAUGGCACAUAUGGUGCUUCAAAUGCGGCGUAUGCGACGCCGUGCUGCACGGAGAGUACAUGGGCAGGGACGGCAUACCGUACUGCGAACGAGACUACCAAAAACAGUACGGCGUCAAGUGCGCCUAUUGCAACAGAUACAUCAGCGGAAAAGUUUUGCAGGCGGGCGAUAACCAUCAUUUCCACCCGACCUGCGCACGUUGUACAAAAUGCGGCGAUCCCUUUGGUGACGGCGAGGAGAUGUAUCUGCAAGGUGGCGCCAUCUGGCAUCCGAGAUGCGGACCCGGUCCAACUGAAAACGGGCAAGUUUUGAACGGUAGCGGACACGAGAAUGGACAUUUGACUGAUACCGACAUCUCUGUGAGAGACUACGACAGUUCUGCCGUCAGUGAGAUGCAGUUUUCCAUGCAUUCGCGAACACCUAGCUUGAAUGGUUCUCUUUGUAGCCCCACUAGCAUGUCCAGAAAGCAUUUCAGCUAUAGAACUUCCUCUCCUGGAUUGAUACUAAGGGAUGACAGAAGAUCCGCGAACUAUCAUGAUGCAGUUUCUAGGAUACACACUAUAAGUUACCUUACUGAAGAACCCACACUAGGAUACUUGAAGAAACCAAUAGACCCCUAUGAUAAGGUGCCUACAUCACCACACUUCCAUAGGCCAAGUUCUCAAAACUCGUUGAGGAGUAGCAUCGGAGCCGGCGGUAAAAGAUCCAGUUCUCGCUCGGCCAUGAAGGCCAUGGUGGAUUCCAUGAGGUCAGAAACUCCGAGGCCCAAAUCGCCCCAUAUGAACAAUGAGGAGCCCAUAGAGCUCUCGCAUUACCCUGCAGCGCACCCUCCGAAACCAGGCGAGCAAGCCAAAAUAGAACGUGACGAUUUUCCAGCACCCCCUUAUCCUUACACCGAUCCCGAGAGGAGGAAAAGAUGGUCAGGCUCUUACAAAGGUGUACAGGAUUCUGAUGAAGACGAGGUGGAUGCUGUUAACAGUAAAGAAGCAAUCGAUCCAAAGUUGAAGAAAGAAGAGGAAGAACUCAGCAAGAUAGCUAGUGGUAUGGGAAAAGUAUUUUUGAAGGAGGUACAGGAGAGGGAGAAGAUUAAAUUGUAUAAAGCUGCGCAUUUAGAUCCUAGGAAUGCUUCCAGAACACCGUCUGCAAAUAAGGAGCCAACCUAUAGAUUAAGGUACGAGAAUCCAAUUGGUGCUAGUCCUUCGAGGAAUAUGGACCAUCACAAACUGUAUGAGGAUGACGACUUUGAUAGGUCUUACAGUGGUCGAUCUUCAACUGGUGGUAGAUCUUCAACCAAUUAUAAUGUUGUCAGUGCUCUCCGUCAUGUACCAAAGCCAGGUUACGGUUUAGCCCCAAGAUCGCACACUUUCAGCUCAUCUGCGGGUAGCUACCCCCAAAUUCCAGGUGAUUACUCGUUUAGUGGAAUGGGCAUGAAAACACACAGUACCGACAGUUGUGGAAAAUCAGAUAUUUCCACUGGAUCCAUCACUGAUGUCGAAAGACGUGUUAUGAACACCGAAUCUCCCGCGUACGGACGCUACCCGGGAAGGUGCGGAUAUCAAGUGCGCAGAUCGUUACCCAACAUGGCCCACUCGAUGCUGAUAAACGAACCGGCGAAAAUUUACCCUUACCAUCUGCUUGUGAUCACUAACUACAGACUGCCAUCUGAUGUCGACAGGUGUAAUUUAGAGAGACAUCUGUCGGACGCCGAGUUUGAGGCGCUAUUCCAACUGUCGAGGACGGACUUCUACAGGCUGCCCCAGUGGCGACGGAACGAACUGAAAAGAAGGGCUAGAUUAUUUUAAGAUGCAUACCAUCACGCUUCUUCUAGAUUCAUAGGCCUCUACUAUAGUCUACAGCUUUCAGAGCUAUAUGUUCACGCUGAUAAAAUAGAAAACAAAAAAAAUCAUCAUUCACUCGGGUCAGAAGCAGCUAUAUGUGACUCAUCAGUUUUAAUGACGGAAGUUUUGUCGCUUGAUCUCAAAAUUGGAAGUAAUCAAAAGAAACUAUGAUUUUAGAAUACGUUUUGUAAAGUUUAUUCGCAUGAUUCAGAUCAGGGGACGAAACAAAAACACCAAGGCAAGCUAUAAUGGUAUCUAAACGAUACAUAGAGUAUAUUUUAGAUAUAUUAAUGUUGAUGAAGCAUUAGUCGGUAAAUUUUCUUAAUCUAGUUUUUGUCUGGUACUAUUUUAUUAUUACUAUAUAUGUAAUGUUGAUUGGAGAUAUUUUUAUACUCAUUUUUUUGCAGUAUACACUUAUUUAUAAUUGAGUGAUAUCGAAAGAGAUACUUUAUCCAAAUUGUAAUAUCUAGAUGAAACCUUUAAAAACUGAUAUUUUCAGCGAGUGAAACUCUAAACAGUCUUAACCCUAUUGAUAUCCCAGAGGUCUAAACAUUUUCAUAUUUAUUAUAUUUCAAGAGACAAAAUUUUUUCCAUUGUAGUGCAAUAUUGACCAAACAUUUUUCUAAAGGCAGAUGAAAAGGUUUUUGAUAUUUAUAUUGAAAAAAUAUAUCAAACUUUUCUUAGGUCUCAAAAUUUGAGUUUCCAGUUAAAACAAGUUUUUUGGUGCUGUACAGAAUUGUUCAUUCCAUAUCAAAACAGAAACUCAAGUUCUGAAGGUGUCUGUAUUGAUACUAGUAGAUUUUCUAUUAUUCAAGUUUGUACGAAAUAUUUCAUUGCUCUCCUAGUAUAAGUACUACUUGUAUCUAGCAAUAAGUGUAAAUUUUUUUUUGAAGUUCUGCCAUUGCAUUGCUUUCAUCGUACUUUUCGCUUCUGGGCUAGUCGAAGAAAAAACUGUAAAAGGUAACUGAUUUAGUAUUAUGGUGUAUAUUUAUGUUUAUACUGAUAAUAUAUCUUAAUAUAUUCAAAAAUUUUGUUUCUUAAUGGUCAGUGAAAUUUUUCCUCAGAUUUCAGAUAAAUAAAAAAGGUCCUCUUAACUGGAAUAAUAAACAGAAGUCUUUCGUUUACUUUGUAAGACACAUGAGGAAUCUUUGGAUGGAACUUCAUUGACCUUUUUGUUUUUUUAUGUUUUGUUUUGUGUCUGAGUUUACAGAAGACUUUCCUGAUGUCCUUAUUACUGUAAAUGAUAUUAAAUCUGUUAUACACAUACUUAUAUCAUUCUGAAUGCUACCUAAAAUCUUCAAAUUUGUCAAGCACUCCUUCAAUAAACAGAUAUUGAUUUCUA
Molecule: messenger RNA, 4158 nt
Organism: Coccinella septempunctata (seven-spotted ladybird)
Lineage: Eukaryota; Metazoa; Arthropoda; Insecta; Coleoptera; Coccinellidae
Product: actin-binding LIM protein 1
Exons: 16
Coding region: 291-2780 (829 amino acids)
Biological process (GO): lamellipodium assembly; cytoskeleton organization
Cellular component (GO): actin cytoskeleton
Molecular function (GO): actin filament binding
Source: RefSeq, a predicted model, not a curated record